AUGUCUGGCCCGAAGCAGGUGACGCAACGAUGCCUCACACGCUCAAUGGCUACGGAAGCCCAGUCAACGACGCCAGUAGUGUCUCAAGAUAUCCACGACGUCCCCACUGCCACCCGACCAGGUGGCCAAACCCCUGUCCAAGUCAUGACCUACCAAUGGCCUGACCUGAGACCCAAGCGCUUAAUUCACUACUCCAAGAGGCUCCUCGACAUGCCCGUUCGUCACGAUAUUCUUCACCGUGCCGUGAUCUUCGAGGCCGACGGCACACGACAGGGUACCGCCAGCACCAAGUGGAGGGACGACGUGCACGGUAGUCACCGGAAGUUGUACGCCCAGAAGGGCUCCGGUCGUGCGCGUGCCGGUGACAAGCAAUCGCCCGUCCGACGAGGUGGUGGUGUUGCCCACGGUCCCCAUCCCCGUGAUUUCUCGACCGAUCUGCCGCGCAAGAUCUACGACCAAGCCUGGCGCAUUGCUCUCAGCUACCGUCUUUCGCGCGGUGAACUGAUUGUCGUUGACAGCAACAUCAACAUGCGCCCCGACGGAACCCCCUACUACCUCGAAAACAUCCUGCGGGCCCACGAUUGGCACGGAAAGGGUCGUUCCACUUUCAUUACCCUCCAGCCCUCUGAAGCUUUCACCGAUGCGGUUGAGAAGUACCCUCGCCAUGCGCGCCAUCUGACUACGGAGGAUCUGGACGUGAAGGAUCUUUUGGAAACGAGCCGAUUGGUUAUCGAGCGUGAUGCACUGCACAAGAUCCUGCUUGCACACACAACGGACCUGGGUGCCAUCGACACCUUGUUCUCACCCUCGUUGGAUGGAUCCAUUGUUCACCAACUGAAGGCCAGCCGACUGCGGGCUACCUGGGAGGCCCAGGAAUAA
Messenger RNA from Penicillium olsonii, 879 nucleotides. Lineage: Eukaryota; Fungi; Ascomycota; Eurotiomycetes; Eurotiales; Aspergillaceae. The record is from the annotation of a GenBank genome assembly.